Oldenlandia corymbosa var. corymbosa is the source of this 1257-nucleotide messenger RNA. Lineage: Eukaryota; Viridiplantae; Streptophyta; Magnoliopsida; Gentianales; Rubiaceae. The record is from the annotation of a GenBank genome assembly.
AUGACAGACCGAUAUUUUCCCAAUCAAAUGCCGGAUUUUGUUGAAGAAGAUCCCACAUUGCAACAAGAAUGUCAACAAGCUGAUAAGAUUCCGGAACCUGGAACAGAGGAAGCCCUGCUAAGGCUCCUUGCAACACCUUAUGCGGCAAUCCAUGAGAGUCUCAAGAGGGCAGCUUUGGACCUCAAGGAAACUAUUGUUGUGGAAACUUGGGGACUAACUGGGCAAAAAGUCCACGAUUUUACUCUCUAUUCCGGUGUUCUUGGGACUGCCUUUCUGCUCUUUAAGUCGUAUCAAGUUACCCAUAAUGCAAAUGACCUCAGCCUUUGCUCUCAUAUUGUUAAGGCCUGUGAUUUUGCCUCUUUUUAUUCCAGGGAUGUGACAUUUAUAUGUGGAAGAGCUGGUGUAUGUGCCCUUGGUGCAGCGGUAGCAAAGAACAUGGGUGAUGAUCAGAUGGUAUAUUACUAUUUGAGCAAAUUAAAGGAGAUCAGGCUUUCUAGUGACCUUCCUGAUGAACUACUGUAUGGUAGAUGUGGUUACUUGUGGGCGUGUCAGUUCAUAAACAGACAUUUGGGCAAAGAGACUAUCUCGUUGGUCGAAAUGGGCUCUGUUAUCAAAGAAAUUAUUGGUAAUGGGAGGAAUAUGGGAGGCAGGGGCCGUAGCCCAUUGAUGUCUGAGUGGUAUGGCGAGAGAUACUGGGGUGCGGCUCAUGGACUAGCUGGAAUCAUGCAUGUUUUGAUGGACUUUGAGCUAAAGCCUGAUGAGUGUGAAGAUGUCAAGGAAACUCUUAAGUACAUGAUAAAGAAUCGGUUCCAAAGUGGUAACUACCCUGUGAGUGAAGAAGAUAGACAAAGAGAUGUUCUUGUGCAUUGGUGUCAUGGCGCCCCUGGAAUUGCACUAACACUUGUCAAAGCUGCCGAGGUGUUUGGGGAUAAAGUAUUUCUGCAAGCAGCGAUAGAUGCAGCAGAUGUUGUUUGGAAUCGGGGCCUUCUCAAGAGAGUUGGAAUUUGUCAUGGUAUCAGUGGCAAUUCUUACGUCUUCCUUGCAUUAUAUCGACUCACUGGAGAAGUGCGAUUUCUCUACCGAGCAAAGGCUUUUAGUUGUUUUUUGUUGGAUCGAUCCCACAAGCUUAUAUCUGAAGGGGAAAUGCAUGGAGGAGAUAGCAGAUACUCACUCUUUGAAGGAAUUGGUGGUAUGGCUUAUCUUUUCUUGGACAUGGUUCACCCCACUGAUGCAAAAUUUCCGGCUUAUGAACUAUGA